Messenger RNA from Cantharellus anzutake, 1176 nucleotides. Its product is annotated as ATP-NAD kinase-like domain-containing protein. Lineage: Eukaryota; Fungi; Basidiomycota; Agaricomycetes; Cantharellales; Hydnaceae. Gene Ontology annotation, biological process: sphingosine biosynthetic process. The transcript has 3 exons. Gene Ontology annotation, cellular component: membrane; cytoplasm; intracellular membrane-bounded organelle. The coding region runs from base 1 to 1176 and encodes 391 amino acids. The record is from RefSeq and is a predicted model, not a curated record.
AUGGGAAGGGUCCUGCUCAUCGUGAAUUCGAAUAGCGGGGAUGGUGUUACAGGAAAACGUCUCAUUGAGGGCGUCGUUUGCCCGAUCCUAUCCAAUGCCGGGGUUGGCUUCAGCUUACACUUUACAUCAUCUGCUGAAGAGGCAGGAAAUCUCGCGGAACUGCACAUAGCAUCCUCAUCGGAGUCAGGAAGACCCACAAUUCUGGUUGCAGGAGGCGAUGGGACUCUUCAUGACUUGGUCAACGUCCUGCAUACCAGGGCGGGCAGCCCCAGGUCGACGUUUCCGGGUGUUGAUUUUGUGCUCAUCCCCACUGGAACUGCAAAUGCUUUGUACCACUCAUUCUACCCUCCGGAUGACCCCCUGCGCACUUAUUCCAACAUACCCAACGACAUUCAAGAGGAAGACCUGUCAAAGCUGAAGUCCCUCAUAUCGUACCUUGAAAAGACGGGACGACGAGAGCUCGCGGUGGCCCGGACGUCUAUACACCAGCCAGAUUCUACUCAGCCUCCAUGCACUAUCCUCUCUCUUGUGGUAAAUUCUACAUCUCUUCACGCCGCAACCUUGGAUACUGCUGAAAAGUAUCGCUCCACGAUUCCGGGCAUCGAGCGCUUCAAGGUUGCAACUGCCGAGAAUAUCACGAGGUGGACAAAUGCCGAAGUUCAGUUCUUGCCGAGUGGCGACACGAACAAAUUCGUCCCCGCCCAAGAUUCCGCGGACCCUGUGUCUAUAAAUGGUCCAUUCUUCUACUUCUUGUCGACGAUAAAUGUCGAUCGCCUCGAGCCCGAAUUCGUCACGACGCCCUUGGUCAGGCGAAAACCAGCGGCGUCGAAUCAAGCGCUGGAUUUGGUCGUGAUCCGGCCGACCCGAAACCCUAAGUAUGCGGGCGAAAUCGAAGGGGCACGUCAAGCUUUUGUUCAACUAGCUCUUCCAUGGUUCAAGGCCGUAUACAACGGUGGAAAGCAUUUAGACAUCGCUUAUGAAUCGGAGGGAGAGCUGGUGUAUAUGACGGAAUACUAUAGGGCAGGGGGCUGGAGGUGGACCCCGAAGGACGAUGACUAUGCAUCCAGCCUCGUUUGCGUUGACGGAACUAUCGUCAAAAUCCCUGCAGGUGGAUACGCGGUAGCGGAUGUUUUGCCUAGGUGGCCAAGCGGGGAUGGCUUUAAUGUAUGGGUUUGA